This is a messenger RNA of Momordica charantia (bitter melon), 2298 nucleotides long. RefSeq names its product anaphase-promoting complex subunit 8 (gene APC8). Gene Ontology annotation, biological process: positive regulation of mitotic metaphase/anaphase transition; anaphase-promoting complex-dependent catabolic process; protein ubiquitination. Gene Ontology annotation, cellular component: anaphase-promoting complex. Lineage: Eukaryota; Viridiplantae; Streptophyta; Magnoliopsida; Cucurbitales; Cucurbitaceae. The record is from RefSeq and is a predicted model, not a curated record. Gene Ontology annotation, molecular function: protein binding.
AGGAGCCGGAGCCUCCGAGUCCGGUGGGGCGAAACGAACAGAAGGCGCAAGAUAGCCACGCCCACAUUUUGAAGUUUGAGUUACAAGGAAGAGCGCAACAAGGGCGGGCGCCACAGGGGGGCACAGAUUCAAUGAGUUCCAAAGAAAAUUGCAGAAACGAGCUUCGUACUGCAGUCCGUCAGCUCAGUGAUCGUUGUCUCUACUCUGCUUCUAAAUGGGCAGCGGAGCAAUUGGUCGGUAUCGAGCAAGAUCCGGCGAAGUUCACGCCUUCUAACACUAGGUUUCAGCGUGGAAGCUCUAGUAUUCGUCGGAGAUUUCACACAAAUGAGGGGUUUUCGACCCCAAUUGCUGGCCUGUCUUAUGUACCUACUCCGGUGAUGGAGGAGGAUGAGAUUGUGGAUGGUGAUUUUUACCUUCUGGCCAAGUCAUACUUCGAUUGCCGUGAGUAUAAUAGGGCUGCUCAUGUUCUUCGAGAACAAAGUGGAAAGAAAUCUGUGUUCCUGCGGCUGUAUGCUCUCUAUCUGGCUGGUGAAAAGCGGAAAGAAGAAGAGGUAGUAGAACUUGAGGGAUCAUUGGGAAAGAGUGAUGCUGUAAACCGAGAAUUGGUUUCACUGGAAAGGGAGUUAUCAACCCUUCGAAAGAAUGGUAUAAUUGACCCAUUUGGACUGUACUUGUAUGGACUUGUACUCAAGCAGAAAGGCAGUGAGAAUCUUGCACGCACAGUUCUCAUGGAGUCAGUGAACAGCUACCCUUGGAACUGGAGCGCAUGGUCAGAGCUGCAAGCCUUGUGCACUACAAUUGACAUAUUGAAUAGCCUCAAUCUCAAUAACCAUUGGAUGAAGGACUUCUUCCUUGCCAGUGCUUACCAAGAACUCAGGAUGCAUAAUGAAUCCUUGGCAAAAUAUGAGAACUUACAAGGUACUUUUAGUUUUAGUAAUUACAUACAAGCUCAAAUCGCAAAAGCCCAAUAUAGUUUAAGGGAGUUUGAUCAAGUUGAAGCUAUAUUCGAAGAACUUCUUCGAAAUGAUCCAUAUCGGGUGGAAGACAUGGAUAUGUAUUCAAAUGUGCUCUAUGCAAAGGAAUCCUUCUCUGCCUUGAGCUACCUUGCUCAUAGGGUUUUCAUGACAGAUAAGUAUAGACCUGAAUCUUGCUGCAUAAUUGGAAACUACUAUAGUUUGAAGGGACAGCAUGAGAAGUCAGUUGUGUAUUUCAGAAGGGCACUCAAAUUGAACAAAACUUAUUUAUCUGCUUGGACUCUGAUGGGACAUGAAUUUGUGGAGAUGAAGAACAUUCCUGCUGCCAUUGAUGCCUAUCGAAGGGCUGUGGAUAUAAAUUCAUGUGAUUAUCGAGCUUGGUAUGGAUUAGGGCAAGCUUACGAAAUGAUGGGCAUGCCUUUCUAUGCUCUCAAUUACUUCAAGAAAUCUGUAUUUUUGCAGCCCAAUGAUUCUCGGUUGUGGAUUGCCAUGGCUCAAUGUUACGAAAGCGAACAGCUACGAAUGCUGGAGGAGGCAAUCAAGUGUUACAGAAGGGCUGCAAAUUGUAACGAUAGGGAAGCAAUUGCCCUGCACCAGUUGGCUAAACUGCAUUCUGAGUUGGGGCAGUCUGAAGAGGCAGCAUUUUACUACAAGAAGGAUUUAGAGAGAAUGGAAGCUGAAGAGAGGGAAGGACCGAAUAUGGUUGAAGCUCUGCUUUUUCUUGCUACAUACUAUAAAACAGAAAAGAAAUUUGAUGAAGCAGAGAUAUACUGUACACGGCUUUUGGAUUACACUGGCCCGGAGAAGGAAACGGCUAAGGAUUUACUCAGAGGAAUGAGAAUGGCCCAAUCUACAUUUCCAUCUAUGGAUGUUGAGCUCUUCCCUCCUUAAGUUUUCUCCAUUUGAACACCUGAUUUUCUAACGUCUGCUUCCAAUAUUCAGAAACAAGCACCCAUUGGUCCAUAUUGAACGAUAUACUGCAACGUGUUCGGCAUAGCGAUCUUCAUUUUAUUCGAAUUUCCAACAUCGAGGUUAGCUGUCGUCACUGUUCAAUGUUUUAUCCAAUUGUAAUGAUGUUACUCUCUAGCAUGGCUGGCUUAGCAUUCUGGAGUGCUCAGAAGGAAGAGCAUUUUGUGCCUUGAGGAAUCAGUUUUCUGUUGUAUCAUUGUCGAUUAAUUCCUGUAGUCUGAAGUUAGAAACAAUUCUAAUUAUUUCAAACCGCAUUUUUUGUGAUCAUUUUAAUGUGCAAUACAAGAAGUUGGGCAAUUUAUGCACAUUGAGAAAGAGUGGUGCAAUAGGUAUAUAUGUGACACAAUUAAACAAA